Echinostoma caproni is the source of this 1029-nucleotide messenger RNA. Lineage: Eukaryota; Metazoa; Platyhelminthes; Trematoda; Plagiorchiida; Echinostomatidae. The record is from the annotation of a GenBank genome assembly.
AUGCUGGAUGAUGAUGUUGUUGAUGACUCCGAUGACUGUUAUGACGAUGAUGAUGAUGAUGAAGAUGAUGAUGAUGAUGAUGAUGAUGAUGAGGAUGAUGAUGAUGAUGAUGAUGAUGAUGGUGACGAUGAUUCGGAUGACAAUGAUGAUGAUGAUGGUAUAGAACAUGAUGAUGAUGAUGAUGAUGACGAUGAUGAUGAUGAUGAUCCUUCGGAUGAUGAUGAUGAUUAUGAUGAUGAAGAAGAUGAUUCGGAUGGUGAUGAUUCGGAUUAUGAUGAUGAUGAUGAUGAUGAUGACGAUGAUUCGGAAGAUUCGCUUGAUGAUUGUGAUGAUGAUGAUGAUUUGCAAGAAUCGGAUAAUGAAGAUGAUGUUGAUGAAGAUGAUGAUGAUGAUGAUGAUGAUGAUGAUGAUGAUUCGGAUGAUGAUGAUGAUGAUGAUUUGGAUGAUGUAGAUGAUGAUGAUGUUGAUGAUGUUGACGAUGAUGAUGAUGGUUAUGAUGAUGAUUAUGCUGAUUCGGAAUAUUUGGUUGAAGACGAUAAUGAUGAUUAUUCGGAUGAUGAUGAUGAUGAUGACGAUGAUGAUGCGGAUGAUAAUGAUGAUGAUGACCUGGCUGAGGAUGAUGAUGAUAUUUAUGAUGAUGUUGAUAAUGAUGAUGAUGAUGAUGAUGAUGACUCGGAUGAAUGGCAUGACGAAAUUGAUGAUGGUGAUUCAGAUGAAUUGGAUGAUGAUGAUGAUGAUGAUUCGGAUGAUAAUGAUGAUGAUGACCUGGCUGGUGCUGCUGAUGAUGAUGAUGAUGUUUCCCAGGAUAAUGAACCUGAUUAUGCUGAUUGCGAUAACUCGGAUGAUGAUGAUGACGCUGAUGAUGACGAUGAUUCGGAUGAAUCGGUUGAUGAUGAUGAUGAUGAUGAUGAUGAUGAUGCCGAUGAUGCCUCGGAUGAUUCGGAUGAUGUUGAUGAUGAUGACUUUGGUGAUGAUGAUGAUGACGAUGAUUCGGGUGAUGAAAAUCAUGAUGAAGAUGAUGAUGAAUAA